This is a messenger RNA of Callorhinus ursinus (northern fur seal), 516 nucleotides long. RefSeq names its product H4 histone 16 (gene H4C16). Gene Ontology annotation, molecular function: DNA binding; protein heterodimerization activity; structural constituent of chromatin. The record is from RefSeq and is a predicted model, not a curated record. NCBI's taxonomy places the organism in Eukaryota, Metazoa, Chordata, Mammalia, Carnivora, Otariidae. Gene Ontology annotation, cellular component: nucleosome.
AUGUCUGGUCGCGGGAAAGGUGGCAAAGGGCUGGGAAAAGGAGGCGCCAAGCGCCACCGGAAGGUCCUCCGGGACAACAUCCAAGGCAUUACAAAGCCCGCCAUCCGCCGGCUCGCCCGCCGAGGUGGUGUCAAGCGCAUUUCUGGGCUCAUCUAUGAGGAGACCCGGGGAGUGCUGAAAGUCUUUCUGGAGAACGUGAUCCGCGAUGCGGUGACGUACACGGAGCACGCCAAGCGCAAGACGGUCACCGCCAUGGACGUGGUGUACGCGCUGAAACGCCAGGGCCGCACCUUGUACGGCUUCGGCGGCUGAGCAGUCUGCGGCUUCUCUUCAAAUCUCUAAAAGGCCCUUUUAAGGGCCCUCAGAACGUCAGGAAAAGAGCCAACACUUUCUACUUAACUGUGUGAAUGUGGGACCUAGGUGUGUCAGAUGAAGCCCUACCUUGUGCCGUGGAAGUUCCUACCCUGGCGGGUGGCUCCGGGCUGCAGACGGCGGGCUUAGGGCUUAGGAGGGGGA